Messenger RNA from Oreochromis aureus, 509 nucleotides. Its product is annotated as histone H2A. The record is from RefSeq and is a predicted model, not a curated record. Gene Ontology annotation, cellular component: nucleosome. NCBI's taxonomy places the organism in Eukaryota, Metazoa, Chordata, Actinopteri, Cichliformes, Cichlidae. Gene Ontology annotation, molecular function: structural constituent of chromatin; DNA binding; protein heterodimerization activity. The transcript has a single exon. The coding region runs from base 43 to 429 and encodes 128 amino acids.
UUCCUCUCAGUCUUGAUACUACGAAGAAAAGAACCUGUCAAAAUGAGUGGUCGCGGAAAGACUGGAGGCAAAGCCAGAGCUAAGGCUAAGACCCGCUCAUCCCGUGCCGGGCUUCAGUUCCCCGUGGGUCGUGUCCACAGACUGCUGCGCAAAGGCAACUAUGCGGAGCGUGUGGGAGCCGGCGCUCCCGUUUACCUGGCAGCUGUGCUCGAGUACCUGACCGCUGAGAUCCUGGAGCUGGCUGGCAACGCAGCCCGCGACAACAAGAAGACUCGCAUCAUCCCACGUCACCUGCAGCUGGCUGUGCGCAACGACGAGGAGCUCAACAAGCUCCUGGGGGGAGUCACCAUCGCUCAGGGUGGUGUGCUGCCCAACAUCCAGGCUGUGCUGCUGCCCAAGAAGACCGAGAAGCCCGUCAAGGCCAAGUAAACGCAAAGCGCUCAGCUUCACCAACAACAAAGGCUCUUUUAAGAGCCACACACUUCUCUCUGAGCAAACAUCCUCCUUCU